Messenger RNA from Ectocarpus sp. CCAP 1310/34, 2313 nucleotides. Lineage: Eukaryota; Phaeophyceae; Ectocarpales; Ectocarpaceae. The record is from the annotation of a GenBank genome assembly.
AUGGAGUUCGACGCCUUUUGCGUGAUAAUCCCCUCUCUGGCGAAGAUUGCCCCGAUUCCACUUCUCCCACGCCCGCCAUUUCGCAGCCUCCUCUCCGUGGACAUCGACGCAUUCAUGAGGUUGCUACUGCGGCAGGACGGAUCGGUUCGCAUCAACGUCAACUACAAAAGUCUCAACGCUCUGGUGGAUUUGGAUGGACAACCUCUUACUCGAGUGGACGGUAUCUGGGAUUCUCUGUACACCGGGAAAGUCUUCUCCAUCUUCGACCUCAACUCGGCUUUCCACCAGAUCGUUUGUGAUGAAGACACUGUCCCGCUCACCGCCUUUUGCACUCCCACUCACUUGUUCGAAUGGCUUCGGAUGCCGCAGGGAGCCAACGCAAGUCCGCCUUGGUUCGUCAAGGUUAUCAACAGAGUGGUGCACGGUCUGGAGCGUGUGCUUGCGGAUCUGGACGACGUCAUCUGUUUCGAUGAGGAACCUCUGGGACACGUGCUGAACAUGAUCGAGUUCUUCAAACCACUGCGACAGUACACCCUCGAACUGUCUCCAGGGAAGGCGCGCGUCGGCGCCACGCCCACCAACUUUCUCGGUCACACCAUCUCGCCGGCCGGUGUUAGCCCUGAUGGCGUUAAGAUUAGGGCGCGCAAAUGCCGCCGCCGACGAAUGUUAAGCAGCUUCGGAGCCUUCUCGAUGGACUCAGCCGCUACCGGAAAUUCCUCAAGAAUCUCGCCACCAAGGUGCGACCUCUCAACUCUCUUUUCAAACAAGGCGUUCCCUUCAACCGCGCUACUCUUCCUGCGGAGCGUAACUGGACCGUUUUGGAUCUGGAGGCUGGUGGCAUUGUUUGGGCCAUCAAACGACUUCGCGGUUAUCUUUUGGUCGACGAAGUUCAUCAUCUAUUCGGACCACAAAGCCUUGGAGAGCAUUGGCAAGGUUGGGGAACACAACGCUAGGGUGCAACGAUGGCUCGAAUUCCUGUCCAACUUCACGUACACCUUGAAAUAUCGGAAAGGUUCGGCAAUCAGCAACGUGGAUAUUCUUUCGCGGCUACCUUUACCAGCACAAGACACCGACAAAACCGGCCCCGACUGCAUUGAUGGUGUCGGUCAAGCGGGUGUUUUCUUUAUUCGGGCUUGCGGGCACAACUAUCACUCGCCGUCUGCGCCGGAGGUCCCGCUCGCCAAACAAGACCACCCGGACCGCCGCGCGUCUGCUGCAGCCAUCCGCAACGCCGGCAUCAGCGUUUUCGUCCACUGCUCCUGCGCCACCGGUGUCUUCGCCGUCAGCGGCGCGCCCUGCAUCCCUGAUUUUGCCUUCUCUACAGGGGCCUGGUACGGUCUUCGGCGUCGACUUCUUCGAACCUCUGCCAGUGACUGCCAAGGGCAACCCUACAUUUUGUUGUUCACAGACCAUUUUAGUCGGAGAGCCGACAUGUUCGCAGUUACAGCGGCGGAAUUUACGGCGAAAGGGACGGCUCACAUGUUCGUCAACCAAUACAUGACCAAGUGGGGAUGUCCGACUACGUUAUUUUCGGACAACGGACUGCAUUUCUGCUCGAAGCUCUCCAUGGCGAUCUACGACACCAACGGCGGCACUGAACGCGUCAACCACACGAUGGCCCAGAUGCUUGCGGUGGUCGUCAACGAACAGCAACACGAUUGGGACGUACAUCUCCCGCACGUUGAGUUUGCCUACAACAAUUCCGCGAACCAGUCUACUGGAUUGGCGCCAAACGAGAUCCACAUCGGACGCAUCCCGCGACUCCCGCUUUCGGUCUUCGAUCAUCCCACGGUAGGUGGUCAUCAAAGCUUGGCCCGCGAUCAACUCGAUUAUUGCAACCUGACUGUCGAUCGCCAGCGCCGGGCCUACGAACUUGUCCGUGAGUACAAAACCCUGAAGAUUUCGCGAGUCGAACGCCGCAAUUCAUCCCUGCUGGACGCCAUUCACAACUUCCCUCAGUUUGCCGUUGGCGGGUGGUCUGGAGUGUACAACACGGCUGCUACAAUUCGACAGGGUGUGCAGAAGGACACGGACCAACAGGUGCUCAAGGCCAAAUUCGCACUUUCCUGGACGGGGCCCCACAAAGUUCUUGCGGUGGGUCCCGCCUCUGCCGACUCCGUUCCGGACGGCCGCCCGUUGGCGCGCAAACUCCUCUACCUGGACCUGCCUUCCGAUCUUUCCGGCCCGGCAGCUCGUUGUCGCGUGCCUGUCCUUCGUUUCAAGCCCUGUCGCAAUCCGUACGAGACGGAAGACUUGCCGCAAUCUCUACCCGCCGAGCCUUCGCGUUAUGUUCUGCACUCGUUCGGAGAUUAA